This is a messenger RNA of Rubroshorea leprosula, 3387 nucleotides long. The record is from the annotation of a GenBank genome assembly. NCBI's taxonomy places the organism in Eukaryota, Viridiplantae, Streptophyta, Magnoliopsida, Malvales, Dipterocarpaceae.
CCCUAUAAUGAAGCUAGGAAUACCCUAAAGCAGAGCCAUUAAUGAAGCUAAGCAAACCCACGAAUGAUCAAGCAAGGAAGAAAAUUGGUGAUGGGUAGGGACAAAGGAGUGGAUCCCUUCCAAGCGGGAGCUAGACCAGUUUGCACAUCGGGCUUCCGGAAGGUCGAGGUGGAGUCGAAACAGAGUAGGAAUUGUGAAAUUGUAGCGAGGGGCGAGGGGUGGUUGUGGGAGCUGGUGGAGAUUGCUGGGGUUAAUUAUGAGGUCGCGGAGAAGCUUGGAUUUGAGAAAGUAUCGGAACAGUUUAUUGGGGAGUGUAAAUCGAAGGCUGUCCUUUUCAAGCAUAAAAAGACUGGUGCUGAGGUCAUGUCAGUGUCAAAUGAUGACGAGAAUAAGGUUUUUGGCAUUGUUUUUCGGACUCCACCAAAGGAUUCAACUGGAAUUCCACACAUCUUGGAACACAGUGUAUUAUGUGGUUCAAGAAAGUAUCCCUUGAAAGAGCCAUUUGUUGAAUUGUUAAAGGGGAGCUUGCAAACUUUUCUGAAUGCAUUCACAUAUCCUGAUAGGACAUGCUACCCGGUUGCUUCCACCAACACAAAGGAUUUCUAUAAUCUGGUUGAUGUAUACCUUGAUGCUGUCUUUUUUCCCAAGUGCAUUGAGGACUUCCAAACUUUUCAACAGGAGGGUGUUGUUUUCAAUGAGAUGAAAGGUGUCUAUUCCCAACCUGAUAAUAUAUUAGAACGAACAGCCAAACAGGCUCUCUUUCGAGAUAAUACCUAUGGUGUUGAUAGUGGAGGUGACCCAAAAGUUAUUCCCAAGCUGACUUUUGAGGAAUUUAAGGAAUUUCAUCGUAAAUAUUACCAUCCAAGCAAUGCCAGGAUAUGGUUCUAUGGAGAUGAUGAUCCAAGUGAGCGCCUUUGGAUCCUUAGUGAAUAUCUAGAUAUGUUUGAUGCAAGUACAGCACCAGAAGAAUCAAAGGUUGGCCCACAAAAGCUUUUUGCAGAGCCAGUCAGGAUUGUUGAGAAAUACCCUGUGGGUGAAGGUGGCAAUCUGAAAAAGAAGCACAUGGUAUCCCAUAAUUGGCUGCUUUCUGAUAAACCAUUGGACUUGCAAACUGAACUUGAGCUUGGCUUUUUGGAUCAUCUUUUGCUGGGAACUCCUGCUUCUCCCUUGAGGAAAGCCUUGCUAGAAAGUAGUUUGGGAGAUGCAAUUGUUGGUGGUGGGGUAGAUGAUGAACUUCUUCAGCCUCAAUUUGGCAUUGGGUUGAAGGGGGUCUCUGAAGACAACAUCCUAAAAGUAGAAGAACUAAUUAUGAGCACACUUCAAAAAUUAUCAGAGGAAGGAUUUGACAAAGAUGCUGUAGAGGCAUCUAUUAACACAAUUGAGUUUUCACUCAGGGAAAACAAUACUGGAUCCUUUCCUCGUGGCCUGUCUUUGAUGCUUCGGUCCAUUGGUAAGUGGAUAUAUGAUAUGGAUCCUUUUGAACCAUUAAAAUAUGAGAAACCCUUAAUGGCCCUAAAAGCCAGGAUAGCUGAAGAAGGCUCCAAAGCUGUUUUCUCUCCUUUGAUAGAGAAAUUCAUCUUAAAUAAUCCUCAUCGUGUGACCAUUGAAAUGCAGCCUGAUCCAGAGAAAGCUUCUCGUGAUGAAGCAGCCGAGAAAGAAAUUCUUGAGAAAGUUAAAGCUAGCAUGACAGAGGAAGACCUAGCUGAGCUAGCACGUGCUACACGGGAGCUAAAAGUGAAACAGGAAACUCCAGACCCUCCAGAGGCUCUAAGAACCGUUCCAAGCCUAUCUUUACAUGAUAUUCCCAAAGAACCGAUACGUGUUCCUACAGAGAUAGGAGAUAUAAAUGGUGUAAAGGUUUUGCAGCAUGAUCUUUUCACAAAUGAUGUGCUUUACAGUGAAGUUGCCUUUGAUAUGAGUUCACUGAAGCAAGAGCUUCUUCCUUUAGUGCCACUAUUUUGUCAGUCAUUGCUGGAGAUGGGUACAGAAGACUUGACCUUUGUCCAACUUAACCAGUUGAUUGGGAGGAAAACGGGAGGAAUUUCAGUUUAUCCAUUCACAUCAUCUGUGCAGGGGAGGGAAGAUCCAUGUAGCCACAUAAUUGUCCGUGGUAAAUCCAUGGCUGGCUGUGCUGAAGACCUAUUUAACCUGAUGAAUUGUGUUCUUCAAGAAGUCCAGUUUACAGACCAGCAGCGGUUUAAGCAGUUUGUUUCCCAAAGCAAAGCGAGAAUGGAGGAUGAAUUAAGAGGCAGUGGUGAUGAAAUUGCAAGAGCAAGGAUGAAUGCAAAGUUAAAUAUGGCUGGGUGGAUUUCUGAGCAAAUGGGUGGAAUCAGUUACCUGGAAUUCCUGCAAGCUCUGGAAGAGAAAGUGGAUAAUGAUUGGGAUGCAAUUUCAUCAUCUCUAGAGGAAAUCCGCAAAUCCAUACUUUCUAGGAAAGGUUGCUUGGUAAAUAUGACAGCUGACAGAAAAACUCUCACAGACACCAAAAAGUUUGUUAGCAAAUUUCUUGAUUUGCUUCCUAGCAACUCUCCUGUAGAAAGAGCUAGUUGGAAUGCUCGACUUCCUCCAAACAAUGAAGCCGUUGUGAUCCCCACACAGGUAAAUUAUGUCGGAAAAGCAGCUAAUCUUUAUGAUGCUGGUUACCAACUUGAUGGGAGUGCUUAUGUUAUUUCAAAACACAUUAGCAAUACAUGGUUGUGGGAUCGUGUGCGUGUUAGUGGUGGGGCUUAUGGAGGUUUCUGUGACUUUGAUACACAUUCAGGUGUACUUUCCUUCCUAUCUUAUCGAGACCCAAACUUGCUAAAGACUCUUGAUGUGUAUGAUGCGACUGGGGAUUUUCUGCGUGAGUUGGAGAUGGAUGAUGAUACACUUACCAAAGCAAUUAUUGGUACCAUUAGUGAUGUGGAUGCAUACCAGCUGCCUGAUGCAAAAGGUUAUAGCAGUUUGUUGCGGUAUUUACAAGGGAUUACUGAUGAAGAAAGGCAAAGGAGACGUGAAGAGAUAUUAUCAACAAGUUUGAAGGACUUUAAAGAAUUUGCCGAUGUCAUUGACGCGGUGAAGGACAAAGGAGUGAGGGUUGCAGUGGCAUCACCUGAUAAUGUUGAAGCUGCAAACAAGGAACGAUCUAACUUUUUCCAAGUGAAGAAAGCUCUCUAAUCCCUUCAAGAACUGCUUUAGACAUGAACUAAUCUCCCUACAACGUUUGUCUUUUCAUCUUAGGUUAAGAAACCCUUAACUAGAAAUAUUGUGGGGUGGAUUAAGGGAUUGGAGAGGAUUGCCUCUCUUGCAAUCCAAGAUCAAAAAAAAGGGAACAAUACAGGAAAACGGGAGAAAGUCCACAGCAGCUGCAAUCUUUUCAAUUCAUUUAAGAGGAUCCUGAAACUAUAC